Messenger RNA from Diplodia corticola, 2841 nucleotides. RefSeq names its product f-box domain-containing protein. Lineage: Eukaryota; Fungi; Ascomycota; Dothideomycetes; Botryosphaeriales; Botryosphaeriaceae. The transcript has 3 exons. The coding region runs from base 1 to 2841 and encodes 946 amino acids. The record is from RefSeq and is a predicted model, not a curated record.
AUGGACUCCUCGUCCCCGCCCAGUCCAACCAUGUCUGAGGGCACGCUCACGCCCGUCAUUCACGACGACUCCGUCGCAAGCCGCCCCCCGCUCUCUUCUUCGAAACUCGCAAACCCAUCUGCCCCCGCCGCCUCUGCGCCCGACCACGCAUCCGCGCCUGGCGGUCAGCCAAGCGCCGAGCCCAUGGCCGCCGACGCGCAACGCCCCAAGGAAGCCCUCACCAAGCUGCUGAACGGCAAGGAAAGGGAAUGGACCGCCAUCGCCGAGAAGAAAGGCCCCAUCCAACUGCUGGACCUGCCCGUCGACAUUCUCAAGGCUAUCAUCGACCAUCUCCCGCACACCAACGACCUGACCUCGCUCGCGCUGUGCCAUUCAGCCCUGCACGCAAUCACCGUACCCCACAUCUACGCGCGCUUUGAUAUCGUAUGGCCUGACAACACCGUCAAUGCCGAGCAGCGGUCUGGCGUCGACGCGCUGACCUACGGCCUCGCAACCCUGGUCAUGGGCAACGAGCUCUUCGGCGAAUCUGCAGCCCAGGUCAAGUAUGCCGAAGAACGCAGAGCCGAGCAGUUGCACCUGUCCCCAACAAAAGGCCGACCUAGCGAGCCCUUCCCGAUUCCUCGCCGUCGACAUGGAAAUCACUUCGCCGAAUACACAAAAAAGUUCUCGCUCGGGAACGGGCCGCCGGAAUGGGUUCACGAGUAUCUCAUCACAAAAGAAAGCGGGAAGAUGCUCGGCACCCUCGUCGCUACUGCAGUUGCGCGCAUGCGAAAUCUCGAGACCUUUGUGUGGGACAUGCCCACCGGCGUGCUGAGAGACGUCUGGCUCGCCUUAUCGUCCUUGGCUACCCGCGACGAUGGACUUGACUGUAGACUGGAACGCCUGUGGAUCCGAUGGCAUGACAAUACCGUCGCCGACCUUACCGCGCCCAUCGUCCCUCCUCCAAUGCCUGUGGGCCACAUCCCGCCGCCGCCACCACACGCCCAUCACGUCAGUGGAGUGGCAGCAGCUCCGGCGCCCAUGGUGGUACCGGUCAUGCAAUCUUCUGCGGCUAUGUCGGCAGUUGACCGCGUCGAGCAUCCAACCUUCUCCGUGAUUCCUGCUCUGAAGAGCCUCAGCGUCCUCGACAUCGACGAGCUUCCCUACCUCGACGAAAUGGCUAUUUUGAUCGGACGAUCACAAAAGAAGCUGAGGGAGCUACGCGUCGGGAUUGCAAGGCAUGCGCAUGAGUCAGAGAGGGAUUGGGUGACGGCGUGGGAAGGUGAUGGCGUUCAGCAGGUGGAUCACCGCACGCUUUGGACUGCGUCGAGCAAGAUCGGCGAGAAGAGGCUUGGGGGUGUUCUGGGAAUCCUUGUGGGACGAGUGUACAACAUGCGACGAAAUUCCGCCCUUGCAGAAACGGCCGAGACUAGCAGCGGCGCACACGGCGCUCUCGCGAGCGAUGCGCUGUCUGCAAAGAGCGAGAUCAACUUGGCAGAACAUCCCGCAGCGUCGGAGCGUGAGCAAGAUCUUAGCCCUGUCAGUGAAGACGGACCGCCCAGCGUUUUCGGAACACCGCCUGCAACCUCACCAAUAUCAAAUACUCAUCAAACGUCGCCUGCCCAUACAACCAGUUCUUCAUCGGCCUCGAGUGAGCCUCGGAGACCUCUUAGAAGUCGGCCCAAUGCUGACCUUGAACGUCAAGAGCGGAAGAAGAAAAUUGGCCCUAUGCUAAACACCAAGCUUCAACUCGAGACCCUCGAGCUGGAGCGUGUGCCUCUUUCUGUUUCAGUGAUGCUGCAGGCAUUUGAUUGGCCCCGGCUCACGACAUUGACUCUCCUCACCUGCAGCAAUCACGAGCAGCUCUGGAAGGCAUUGCGCCGGCAAUUCACCCCAAGGAAUCUUCCUCAAGCAUAUAAUUCCGGAUCUCCCUCAAAGAGCCAUGCGAACCACAGCCGGUUGGAAUAUCAGCUGAACCUGAAGAAGAUCCACACAAAUACUGUCUCCCCAUCCCUUAUCGCUUUCCUCAAGGAAACCCUGGCACCGAACAGCCUCGAAGUUCUUUUCCUCCAGGAAGACCGCAACUACCAUUCUUGUGUACUCAUCGGCUCCAUCUUCCGCGGUCCUCUUAGGCGGCAUCGCGCAAGCCUUAGGAAACUCAUGAUUGACAGUAGCGAAAAAGGCUCUCUGGAUCAUAUUCCACCUAACCACUGGAAGCGGUGGAUGCUUAAUCGAGAGAUCAUCACUUUCAUGACCAGUGGCCGCAUGCCCAACCUCCGUGAACUUGCAUUCUCGAUUGACUACCACGACUGGCACUACUUCCUCCAACGCCUACCGAACAUUCCGACAGUCCGCUCGCUGUACAUCCCGCACAUCGCAGAGCAUGCACACGGUAAUAACAUCGACCCUCGCGAGCUUGCACUGCAAAUAGUCGAUAUUAUCACCCUCCGGCCAGAGAUUGAGAUCUGCUACAUGGGUAUUGCGAACAAGUGCUUCGAAGUACUUGAGAAUAAGGUUUCGCAUGGUCACAUAGGCGGCACACACGUUUACGAUCCAACGGCGGCCAAUCCCUCUGCUGCAGCAACAGUUCCUGGCGUCGUAGAGCCAACGGGCUUCACUGAUAGCGAAGAAGAAGACGACGAGGACGAUGACCAUGAUGAGGACGAUCCGGAUGGCGAUGCAGACGAGGACAGUGAGGAGGAGGAGGAUGACGAGGAUGACGAUGAUUUCGACGACGACGACGACGAUGACUCGUUCAUACACAGCGAAGACGGUGCUGGAGGCCCUCGCCUGAGACUUCGGGAAAUCUUGUUCUACGAUGACAAGGUGGCGAUCUUCAAAGCUAGGCAUGGAAAACUUUGA